Messenger RNA from Patiria miniata (bat star), 851 nucleotides. RefSeq names its product cysteine and glycine-rich protein 1-like. Gene Ontology annotation, molecular function: actinin binding; structural constituent of muscle. Gene Ontology annotation, cellular component: cytoplasm; nucleus; Z disc. The transcript is spliced from 6 exons. NCBI's taxonomy places the organism in Eukaryota, Metazoa, Echinodermata, Asteroidea, Valvatida, Asterinidae. The coding region runs from base 92 to 661 and encodes 189 amino acids. Gene Ontology annotation, biological process: sarcomere organization; muscle tissue development. The record is from RefSeq and is a predicted model, not a curated record.
CCAGAACAAGACUCAAGAGCAAUUUUUGUUGACAAAACGUCUGAAACAAAGGUAAAAGUUAAGAAAUUGUAGUUGCCGAUAUCUCGUCAUAAUGCCUAACAUGGGAGGUUCUGCUAAAUGUGGAAAAUGUGGAAAGUCUGUGUACUUUGCCGAAGAAAUGGUGGUUGCCGGGAAGAAAUGGCACAAGAUGUGUGUCAAAUGUGAGGACUGCAACAAGAUGUUGGAUUCAUUCACCGUGAAGGACCACGAGGGCGUGCUCUACUGCUCAGGCUGCCACGGCAAGAAUUUUGGUCUCAAGGGCUACGGCUAUGGCGGUGGAGCUGGUGUACUCAGCACUGGUGGCGCUGUUGGGAGUAAGCCAACAAGUGAGACGGCCUAUCAGCCGGCUGGCAAAGGAGCAGCAGGUGGAUCCAGAUUUGGUGGUGCAGACAAGUGUCCUCGCUGUUCUAAAUCAGUGUAUGCUGCUGAAAAGAUUAUUGGUGCUGGCCAGUCGUGGCAUAAAGGCUGUUUCAACUGCAUCACAUGCAACAAAAAACUGGACUCCACUACCAUGUGCGAUAAAGAGGGCGAGAUCUACUGCAAGUCUUGUUACGGCAAGAAGUUCGGGCCCAAGGGUUAUGGAUUUGGUGGUGGUGCUGGUACCCUUGUUAACACCGAGUAAAGCUGCCACUGCUUACCAGUGAUCAUGAUUUAUCGACGGUAAUCUUUGCAAGUUUAUAUACUGCUUGGCAUUUACAGUGUAGGGCUACACCCAUAUUUUUUGGCUUUGGCUGGUAUUAAUGUGUGUCUGUAGACAUGUGCAGCACCUUGUAAACCCUUAUAAGCAUGGGCGUCGCGAGGGGGGGGGGGCA